AGAAGCAAAGCAUCAUGAAGAGAGUUAUCUUAACCUAAAAGAAAAGCCUUUAGCAAAGUAUUUAUUGAAGUGUAAGAAAAGAAGAAAGCGAGGAAGAGAAAAUGAGAAAACUAAAUGAAGAACGAGUUGUUAUCGUAGGUGGUGGUAUUGCUGGUUCUAUCGUCGCUAAAUCUCUUCAAUUUCAUGCACAUGUCAUCCUCAUUGAUCCGAAGGAAUAUUUUGAGAUUACAUGGGCAAGUUUGAGGUCAAUGGUGGAACCAUCCUUUGCAGAAAGGACAUUGAUAAACCAUAGACAGUAUUUCACAAAAGGUGACCUUGUUACAUCCAGUGCUGUUAAUGUGACGGAAACCGAAGUAUUGACUGCAGACGGCCAAAAGAUUGCAUAUGACUAUCUUGUUAUUGCCACCGGCCAUGCAGACCCUGUACCCAAAAUUAGGAGCGAAAGAAUUCAUCAAUAUAAAGAAGAAAAUGAAAAGAUAAAGUCUUCUCGUUCGAUUCUGAUUGUUGGAGGAGGUCCUACUGGUGUAGAACUUGCUGGAGAGAUAGCUGUUGAUUUUCCGGAUAAGAAGGUUACACUGGUGCACAAAGGACCAAGGCUGUUGGAAUUCAUAGGCUCAAAAGCUGCUGAUAAGACUCUAAGAUGGUUGAAAUCUAAGAAUGUUGAGGUGAAGCUAAACCAAGCAGUCAACUUAAACAGUGACACAGAUGGACAUAACAAAAUCUAUCGAACUUCAGCAGGGGAUACCAUCGAAGCAGAUUGUCAUUUCUUGUGCACGGGAAAACCGUUUGGUUCGUCAUGGCUUAAAGAAUCUGUGUUGAAAAAUGACUUGGAUGUUCGGGGAAUGAUAAAGGUAGAUGAAAACUUGAGAGUCAGGGGUCGAAACAACAUUUUUGCAAUUGGAGAUAUUACAAACAUUCCGGAAAUCAAGCAAGGGUUUUUGGCACAGAAGCAGGCAGAAGUGGUUGCGAAGAACUUGCGGAUGAUGAUUGAGGGAGGUAAAGAAUGUUGGAGGGAAACAUACAAACCACAUUCAGUAUUGGCAAUAGUUUCACUUGGGAGGUAUGAUGCAGUCGCACAAUUGCCAUUCCUAACGAUAAGUGGAAGAAUUCCUGGCUACAUCAAGUCUGGAGAUUUGUUUGUUGGUAGAACAAGAAAACAAAUGGGGCUCAGCCCUCAUAUUGUAGAAACUUGACUUGAUAUUAUUAAAUGCUUAGUGUGUAUAAAUAAAUCUGUUUCGUAGUUUGUGUAAUAUGUAAUUUAUUUGAACAUGUAACUUUUUAUGCUGCUGAGAAAUAGUGUUUCUUGAGAUGUAAUUGUGCAAGAGUCAAAAGCUGGAUGUGGAUCAUGUUAAUGAAUGAUGCAUUAUUGUAGUUUUGAUA
Messenger RNA from Medicago truncatula (barrel medic), 1380 nucleotides. RefSeq names its product apoptosis-inducing factor homolog A. The transcript has 4 exons. Gene Ontology annotation, cellular component: cytoplasm. NCBI's taxonomy places the organism in Eukaryota, Viridiplantae, Streptophyta, Magnoliopsida, Fabales, Fabaceae. The record is from RefSeq and is a predicted model, not a curated record. Bases 102 to 1193 code for a protein of 363 amino acids. Gene Ontology annotation, molecular function: electron-transferring-flavoprotein dehydrogenase activity; flavin adenine dinucleotide binding.